CUCAGCAGCAGCAGCAGGUGAAGCAGCAACAGUGAACCAUGGCUCCAAGACCAGAGGUGAACACUGGCUCCUCCCAUAAUACAGACAACAGAGAUAAAGAGCACAAGGAAAUCCCGCCGGCAUACUCCACCGUGGACCUGGUGCACGAUGAUCCGGAUGCAGAUCCAUGGACUAUUCCCGAGCUCAAAGACACUGGGGUCAAGUGGUCAGAUCUGGACACAAAGGGAAAGAUCAUGCGAGUGCUCACAGCCAUCGUGAAGCUGAUUCUGCUGCUCGGGCUCCUCUACCUGUUCAUCUGCUCCCUCGACAUCCUCAGCUCAGCGUUCCAGCUCGUCGGAGGUAAAGCUGCAGGUGACAUCUUCCAGGACAAUGUGGUGUUGUCGAACCCUGUGGCCGGACUGGUGAUCGGUGUGUUAGUCACCGUGCUGGUGCAGAGCUCCAGUACCUCCUCCUCUAUUGUGGUCAGCAUGGUAUCCUCUGGACUGCUGGAUGUUCAGUCUGCAGUUCCUAUCAUCAUGGGAGCCAAUAUCGGAACGUCUGUCACCAACACGAUUGUCGCAAUGAUGCAGGCGGGAGAUCGCAAUGAGUUCCGCAGGGCUUUUGCCGGAGCGACGGUUCACGACUUCUUCAACUGGCUCUCGGUGAUCGUUCUUCUCCCUCUGGAAGUGGCCACGGGCGUUUUAUACAAACUCACGCAGCUCAUCAUCAAAUCCUUCAACAUCCAGAGCGGCGAAGACGCGCCCGCCCUUCUCAAAGUCAUCACAGACCCGCUCACAAAGUCCAUCAUCCAGCUGGACAAAUCUGUGAUCACCGGCAUCGCCACGGGCGACCCAGCAGCCAAAAACAUGAGUCUGAUCAAAAUUUGGUGCAAGAAGAAAACUAUCACGAAUUUCUACAAUGUGACGGUGGAGAACUGCACUGCCGGAGCCGUCUGCUGGGAGGAAGGAAACCAGACCUGGACCGAGAAGAACACGACCUGGAUCGAUUACCAACAGAAAUGCCACCACAUCUUCGCCAACUCUAAUUUGCCGGACCUGGCGGUGGGCCUCAUCCUCCUCGCCAUGUCCCUGCUCGUCCUCUGCACCUGCCUCAUCCUCAUCGUCAAGCUGCUCAACUCCAUGCUGAAGGGCCAGGUGGCCGUGAUCAUCAAGAAAGUGCUCAACACAGAUUUCCCCUUCCCCUUCGCCUGGGUUACUGGCUACAUUGCAAUUUUUGUGGGAGCAGGGAUGACCUUCAUCGUUCAGAGCAGUUCAGUUUUCACUUCAGCUAUAACUCCUCUCGUUGGUAUCGGUGUCAUUAGCCUGGAGCGAGCUUACCCUCUGACCCUGGGGUCAAACAUCGGCACAACAACCACGGCUAUACUUGCUGCUAUGGCCAGUCCUGGAGAAACACUCGCAAACUCACUGCAGAUUGCGCUUUGCCAUUUCUUCUUCAACAUCAUGGGUAUCUUACUGUGGUAUCCCAUCCCCUUCACACGAGUGCCCAUCAGGUUAGCGAGAGGUUUGGGGAACCAUACAGCAAGAUACCGCUGGUUCGCCGUCCUCUACCUCGUCCUGUGCUUCCUGGUUUUCCCUCUGGGAGUCCUCGGCCUGUCGCUGGCCGGCUGGCAGGUCCUAGUUGGCGUUGGCGUCCCCUUCGUCGUGUUGGUUAUCUUUGUGAUCAUAAUCAACGUGAUGCAGUCUCGAUGCCCCCGCUUCCUGCCCAAGUUCCUCCAGGACUGGGAGUUCUUGCCGCGCCCCCUGCACUCCCUGGAGCCGUGGGACGCCGUGGUGACGUCGUCGCUGGGCUUCUGCGGCAAACACUGCUGCUGCUGCUGCAAGCGCUGCUGCAGGAAAGACGAGGACAAGAUGAUCAGGAGGAACAGCACAAAGAGCCUGGAGAUGUACGAUAACCCCGCCAUGUCCACGGACGAAGACGUGAGGGUGCCGUAUAAAGGGACACACCUUUAAUAUCACUGUUAGUGUCACUGUUUUUCAAUGCAAUAAUGUAUUUGUAACACACUUCUCAGGUUGUGGUUUGUCGAUGAUUUGCUUGUUCUGGGUGAUAUCUGGUGCUCUCAACACUGGAGGAUAUUUUUCCAUGAACCUGCUGUUUGUGGGCACAUGACUUAUUUAAUGGUGUUUAUUUGAAAUUUAUUGUUGAGACUCACUGUCUGCUAGGACUUUAUCUAUGGUUGGUUAUGAAUGUUAAGACUUAUUUUUAUAUUUUUUAUGACAUACAGUAUGCACGAGGCCUUUGGGUGGAUGUUCAACUCUAAACUUUCAAAUGUUUUUGUUUUCCUUCUCUAUUUAAGAUGAUCAAGUGUUUGUGAAUAAAAUAAUUCCUUGUUUUUAAAUUGCAGUUUGUGGCACUUUUAUUCCAACCUGAGUUUAAGCUACAGCUAAUGAUGCUGAUACUGCUGAGUUGACUUUUUAAGUCUCAACGUCGAUCUAAAAAGUCGAUCGUAAUCAUAGAUAACAAACAUUUGAUAUUUACACUUCACAAUAGGAGAAACUAUGAGUGGGUGUGUGAGCAGAAACGUGUUAUUAAUCAGUGAGAGUGAGCUAACUGUGAUGCUACACCAGCUACAUGCUGCGUUAGUUAGAGACUAACAAUAAACCCUUUUUUCUUGUAGCUUGUAGCUCCACCUUAAGCCACGUUGGUCCACUUUUUGGUGUUUUUCAGUCUCUGCGAUGUCGCAAACAGUCCCACUCUACGUUUGUUUGUCUCUGUCAGAUCCAA
This is a messenger RNA of Solea senegalensis (Senegalese sole), 2721 nucleotides long. RefSeq names its product solute carrier family 34 member 2b (gene slc34a2b). NCBI's taxonomy places the organism in Eukaryota, Metazoa, Chordata, Actinopteri, Pleuronectiformes, Soleidae. The record is from RefSeq and is a predicted model, not a curated record. Bases 39 to 1949 code for a protein of 636 amino acids. Gene Ontology annotation, cellular component: apical plasma membrane; vesicle; brush border. The transcript has 13 exons. Gene Ontology annotation, biological process: sodium-dependent phosphate transport; intracellular phosphate ion homeostasis. Gene Ontology annotation, molecular function: sodium:phosphate symporter activity.